AAAGAAACUCGCAAAUGAAGCCGUCUAUCCUCUUCACGCUCCUCUCCCUCCUGCUCUUCGCCACCGUCUUCGCCCAGGAAGGACGGUGUGGCCCCGGCAGACCGAGAUACCGCACUUUCCGACUGCGUGCCGACACUCGCGCUCCAGCGCCUAUCAAUACCUGGGGCUAUCUCGAUUGGCGUCUCGGGUGGUUUGCUACGCCCGGGCGCAACUACCGCGGGUACAUUGAGCCGUACGGGAACCGCACCGAUCCCUCGCAGGCGGGAUGGGGAAAACUCCACGAUGCUUCCGCGCCAGAAAAUAUUCUUUGGUUCCGUCCCACUCACGGAAGUCCGAUGUACUACGUCUUCAGCAGCGACCCACAGACCGACACAAUCCCGGCAUUGACCUUGUGGGAUAGCUUUGCUGUCAUCCGCGGUGCUGACGGUCGGAACUGGCUGGGAUAUGGGCAGUCUACUGGUAGUUGGAUGGGCUGUAGGAGCGGCGAUAAUUGGAGUUUGUAUUGGGGCCCGCAAGUGGGUCCACCGCAGUGUUCGAUAAUCUUCGGCCUCGAAGUUAUCUACGACCGCCGCACUGUUUGUGGUUGAUGACAGCUGGUAAGGAUCGGGCUACUUCUCUAACGAAUUAUGAUGAUGAAAGUUUUUUUUGUACUGUCUUUGGAGGAUCAAUGCUGGUAUAUUACGAAGGAUGGCGGGGAAUCUACGGAAACACCAUAACAAAUUGUCUGAUCUGGCUCUUUCACAAUAAAUGUCUUUCGCAAUAUUUGUCACACGUGCUACCACCAUUCAAAUCUACACC
Molecule: messenger RNA, 798 nt
Organism: Tricharina praecox
Lineage: Eukaryota; Fungi; Ascomycota; Pezizomycetes; Pezizales; Pyronemataceae
Exons: 3
Coding region: 15-587 (190 amino acids)
Source: RefSeq, a predicted model, not a curated record